CCUCGAUGAUAUACGGAAGUGGACGUUCACUGGGUGGAGCUAAAAACAAAGCUAAGUGCGACAAGAAGUGCUUCAAAAAGUAUGUAAUUUUUUGUCCAGUUUUUCGUCAGUCGUGACCAACGUUUCGAGUCUCGAUUGGAGUCUCGCUCUCAGACUAACGUCCAGGCAUGUUGACUGGGCGCUGUCAAACCGACCGAGCUGGAUGAAUUUGGAGGCUGUUCCUUGCCCUGAGUAGAUUAUGUCUUUGGGACUCGCCAGUUUCGCCUGAGCUGACCGUUGGUGUACCAUCUGCUAAGGGAAAAAUGCACAACAGCGAAGCAUCACACGACCCUCCACAGACUUCCUGGGAACAGACAGAGCUGGUGCACACACACUCCAAAGACAGACUUGGUUCUCCAGAUACGUCUGGGCUGGGAACCCCACGAUGUACAACACAUUUUGACCUGCUGAACAUGGUUGUGUCCUAUAAAAGAAUGGUUCAGUAUCUAGAACCAGUGGCAGAUGCAGUGGAAUUGGGUCGCUUUCUUCUUGGAUGGAAGAUGCCAGUAUGUUCACUCCUGGUAUGUUUACUCCUUAAUGCAUUCUUCUGCACUGUUAAUGAAGUGGGGUGGUUCUCAGUGGGUGUGGUGGCAGCUUUGGUUCCUGCUGCCUUCGGUUACCUGCAGGACAGGUGUGGAGGCAGAGCCUCAGAUACUGAGCUCCAGAGACAACAAUAUCACACUGUGCACCGCAGGGACCUACAGACAGUGCAACUGACUAGACAGGAAGCCAUGCUGGAAAUAAAAGAUCUAUUAAAGCACUUAGACAAUAUACUGUCCUCGGCCUGUCAGUCAGCAGACUCUUUUUACAAGGUCUUGUACUGGGACAACUACAACACGUCAACAAGGUUUUAUGGAUGGAUGUUAGUAGUGUUGUGCCUGCUCUACAUUGCUCCUGUGGGCUGGAUGCUUGCUAUGCUCAACAGCACCAUUUUCCUGUGGAACAGAGACUUUUUCAGAGUUAUGGCAGAUUUUAGAAAGUUCCUUCCCAUGGGAAAAGUCCAGACUACUGAAGGGUUUUGUGAGAACCAGGACCAAGUCAAUUUGCUGGACAGGACACCCACACCAACCAGUCUGGAGGACCUGUCCCCUGUGAGCGUGGAAGAGGCUGAGGAGGCAGAACCUGAUGAUGAAUUUAAGGAUGCCAUUGAGGAACAUUCAGUCACUCUGAAGGAGGACGAUGAAGGACCUCUUGAAGUUCAGGAAUAUGACACCAUCUCUGAAAAUGGCCUCCUGAGCCGCAAUGAACCAAUACGCAGCAAAGUUUCCAAACUGACAGAAAAACUGCGCAAACGCUACCCCACUACCAGCACAGGCAACUGUUCUGGCUGCAGUGCUGUCUUCUCAGUGCUAAAGAAAAGGAGGAACUGCAGUAACUGUGGCAACAGCUUCUGCGCUCGAUGCUGUUCUUUUAAAGUGCUGAGAGCUUGUAUGGGAGCAACAGCUCCAGAGGCCCAGAGAGAGACUGUAUUUGUUUGUGCUGCCUGUAAUUCUACCCUUAUCAAAUUAUAGUAAGAUGUCAGUUUUAUUUUCCCAGUGGCCAGUGUGAUGUCAUCAACUGUUCACACUCAAGCACCGAGGUCCUGAAGCCCCCACAUUUCUACAGCACCCUUGUCCGGUCCAGUUCUAAAACCCCUAUCCAAUUACAAUUCCUAACUAGCUGCUAAUGAUAAUUUAAGUUAAUUAUACUGUAAUCCUGGUUGUCCUUUAUAAUAUCUGAAUGAACUUCUUCCAACUAAACAGCAAAAGACCAGAAAGGUUCAAUGACACCGUCUAUAUAUAUAUAUAUAUAUAUAUUUUGCCUCCCCUGUGUUGACUCUACAGCCCAGUCACAAAAGCACAAGAAACGAUUAACGAUCAGUUUUGAAAUGAAUGAUGAAUGAAGAGCUGCUCUUCAUGUUAUACCACACAUUUGUAUUCACAGAAAAUGAUCAGCAAUUCUGUUUGUGACCAGAGCUGUGCUGUCCCUCUCAUCUGUUCACCGUUUCAAAAUCGAUUUUGCACAUUAUUCACCAUGUGAAAAUUCUCAAAAUUUGGCAAAUACAAUAAAAGUAAAUUAUUAUGUUAGAUUUUUCUGAUGGCGAAUAUGUGAGUUGUUAGAAAUGAUUCAAAGUAACAUUUUAAACCCUGGUGCUCUUCACUGAUCUUACUGUGGGGUUUGUUUGAUGUUCCUCAGUUCACUUUUAGCUUGCUUUGUAAAUAUUGGUUUAUUAUUAUUAUUACUAUUUAAGGGCCUGUGAUUUUGGUUCACUUAUUUUAUUACUUUUAAUAAUUUCAUCUGCUUCCACUGUAACUCUGCGGGCAUUGGAGUUCUCAAUACUUUUCUUACAAACCAGUGAUUUUAGGGUAAUGUGUGACCAAGAGUGAGAAAAACCUUGGAACAAUUGAUUUCUCUGUUACAGUAAUGCACUGUUUGUUGUAGUGUUGGGACAAAUUAACCUUCAAUGUACUGUGUGUAAGGUUAAGGUCAAAUAUAUACAAAUUUCAUUUCUCUUGGCAAAAAUGAAAGUAUAAGCAAGUAUAAGCAACAGUCACUUGAAGUUUUCAUCAUGCCACAAUUAUACCACUCUAAAGAUCUCCACUUUGAAAGUGCCUAAAUGCUACAGUAAACCUUCAUCACACUGAUCAACCCUCUUAAAUAUUCAUCUGCUAAUGGGAUGUAAAUUGUCAUAAAUCAGACACAUACAGUAUGUAGUUAUGUCCUUUACUGUAAUAAUUUAUUAAAUGAUCCUGUCCUGAAAUUGUCCUUCUAAUAUAUUUAAUUGAAAACACCUGAAAGGGUGUGCGUUAUUUAACCAAAUGCUAAAUUGUCCGCCUGUUGGCCCAAAGUGGAUUGUUGUAUCAUGCAAUUGUUGAAAUAAACUGUGCAAUUAUUGAUUAA
Molecule: messenger RNA, 2919 nt
Organism: Cynoglossus semilaevis (tongue sole)
Lineage: Eukaryota; Metazoa; Chordata; Actinopteri; Pleuronectiformes; Cynoglossidae
Gene: zfyve27
Product: zinc finger, FYVE domain containing 27
Exons: 13
Coding region: 303-1550 (415 amino acids)
Biological process (GO): positive regulation of axon extension; neurotrophin TRK receptor signaling pathway; endoplasmic reticulum tubular network formation
Cellular component (GO): endoplasmic reticulum tubular network; growth cone membrane
Molecular function (GO): metal ion binding
Source: RefSeq, a predicted model, not a curated record